AUGGCUACUGAAUAUCAACAAUACUCAAACUUUCCCGGAGAUUUCCAGAAUGACCUGGACGCCCUUUCUGCAUCGAUAUACGAUGAUGAUCUGAUACCAAUCCUUGACAGGGAGGAUAAUAGCGAUCUUUCCCACUAUGAAUCCAGUAGAUGCAGCUCUUUUUCGGGUCCAUCACCAGAAUGGAUAUGCCCCUUGAGAGAUAACGUCCCUUCAUGCAACCAGUUGUUUGGCAAUGUUGCCUACCAGAUUCCUCGCGCGCCCCCUCCAACACCUCUCGUGGCAUCACCUUCUGUCUUACCUAUGUUAUAUAACGAGGAAAAUGAGGAGAUCCCAGCAUUUGAACUCAGUACUAGCCUCAAAGAGCUUGGUGUAUGUGCUGCAAUGGGAAAUGCCCAAACAUGGUGGAGUAUGGCAAACGCGGAAGACACCAAGUUCUCCAAUCUGGAAGAUACGCCCAAGAGAAUUCCUGAGCCAUGGCCACCUGCAUGCUCAUUUUUCGAAGCACCUAGCUACCCACACCAAGCAUUCUAUAAUAACCAAGCACCAUGUUCCCCAAGAGAUAUGACAGUCGAAACACAGCUAUACCAGUUCCCCCCACUUAAUUCUUAUGGCCAUUCGCAUUGUUCCCCCCCAACACCACCUCCUUCGGCAUGCUCCAACAGGACCUCACUUGAUAACGAUCAAGAGGAGAUUGACCUAUAUUCCUUUUUACGACAGCCCUACUCGAUGGUCGAGAUAGAUUAUCAACUACAGUUAUUGUCUAUAAAACAGCAAGCCGAACAUAUCAAACAAGAACCAUCCGAUCUUAUCCCAAGUUCAGUAAAACGGGGGAGCCGAUUGAGAAAGGCAUCUCUUAGUUCCAUCGAGAAAGCUGGAACGCUAAAAAGAAAGAUAUCAGAUGUGUUCAAAAGGUCCACCAGUCGCUAA
Morchella importuna is the source of this 927-nucleotide messenger RNA. RefSeq lists its product as uncharacterized. The record is from RefSeq and is a predicted model, not a curated record. Bases 1 to 927 code for a protein of 308 amino acids. The transcript is spliced from 2 exons. NCBI's taxonomy places the organism in Eukaryota, Fungi, Ascomycota, Pezizomycetes, Pezizales, Morchellaceae.